Molecule: messenger RNA, 1528 nt
Organism: Scheffersomyces amazonensis
Lineage: Eukaryota; Fungi; Ascomycota; Pichiomycetes; Serinales; Debaryomycetaceae
Exons: 1
Coding region: 22-1380 (452 amino acids)
Biological process (GO): transmembrane transport
Cellular component (GO): fungal-type vacuole membrane
Molecular function (GO): transmembrane transporter activity
Source: RefSeq, a predicted model, not a curated record
GUAUUUAAGUCACGUCUCUACAUGCACCUUCUAAAAUCUUUAAAACAAUCUAAUCAUGAUAUUAGAAUACUUUGGUUUGCUGUAUUUAUCCGUAUGGCCAGUUAUGGGUUAACCAACCAAGUUUUGACAUUAUAUCUUGAAGAAUUGGGCAUUUCUCAACUGAACAUUGGAUUAUUUAUGACAUUGACAUUAAUUGGUGAUACCAUUAUAUCUUAUUAUCUUACUUGGUAUGCUGAUAGAAUAGGUAGAAGAAUGGUAAUGAUUAUUGGAACUUUAAUGAUGGUAGUUUCUGGAUUAACUUUUACCUUUAGUUCACAUUUUAUUAUAUUAUUAAUCGCAGCCACUAUUGGAGUCAUCUCACCUUCAGGUGAUGAGACUGGACCUUUUAAAUCAGUUGAAGAGGCAUCAAUAGCACAUUUGACUCCUCAUAAUCAUCGUCCUGAAAUAUUUGCAUUUUAUGGUUUAUUUGCUACUAUAGGAGCUGCUAUAGGUUCAUUAACUUGUGGAUUAUUAGUAGAUUAUUUAAAUAUCCAAUUAAAAACUGAUCUUGAGACGUGUUAUCGAGCCGUUUUUCUUGUUUAUACAUUCAUUGGGGUAUUAAAAUUUGUUUGUAUGCUAUUCUUAAGUGAAAAAUGUGAAGUAGGAUAUCAUUCGAUAAAAGUUGUUGGUGAAACCAGCAAUUUACUUGAUGCAGAACAUCUGGAUCAGAUCUCAGAAGAAGAAAUAGACGAUGAUGAUGCUAUAGAAGGUGUAUCUAUUAAUGUUACAGGAUUAUCAGCCAAGACUUUAUAUUAUUUACCAAGAUUAUUGGUUAUAUUUAUGUUAGAUUCACUUGGAUAUGGAUUUAUGCCUUCAGCCUGGGUAAUUUAUUAUCUUAAGAAAACAUUUGAUUUAACAGCUAGUGCUUUAGGAGUACUUUUUUUCAUUACUAAUUCAAUCAAUUGUGUGACUACUUUGCCUUCAGCAUUAUUAUCUAAAUUAUUGGGUCCAGUUAAGGCAAUUUUAUUCACACAAGCUCCUUCAGCAGUAUUCUUCUUAAUAAUUGGUUUAGUAACUAAAUUUCCUAUUGUUGCUAUACUUUUAAUAUUUUAUUAUGCAACCUCAUCUAUGGAUGUUGUUCCACGUCAAGUAUUAUUAACUUCCAUUAUGCCACAAGAAGAAAUAACUAAAGUAAUGGGAAUUGUUAAUAUUGGUAAAACAUUUGCUAGAUGUAUUGGACCUGUAUUUACUGGUAAAUUAGCAGCUAAUCAAUUAUUAUACGUUGGGUUCUUUAUUAAUGGAGGAUGUACUCUUUUAGCAGAUUUGAUUUUGGGUUUAGGUUUCUUACAUUUAGAUCAUGAAAUAUUGCAGAAGCAAAGUAUUGAGGUUCAUAUAGAGUAGUUAAAGAAUAUAAUUAGUAUUUAUAUAUAUAGAUAAUAGUUGCAACUAAUGUGUAUAUAAAUAAAAUUUCGCGGUCUAAUUGCACACGUGAUCAACCCAUACAAAAUAUAUAACUAAGCAUUGAAAAGAUGAGUUAAGGGAAUAUACU